AGAGGAAAGGGGUUUCCUCGCAGCCUGCAGCCCUGAGGGGAUGGGCGGUUCCUCGCGCGUGCUGGGCCGUUAGGAGUUAUUACGGCGAGCUGUGCUCUCGUUGUGUGGGUGUGAAUCGGGGCCAGACAGGACUGUGGAGCAGGAGUGUAGCGAGGAGCAACGUGUAUUGCAGUCUUGCCUUGCCUGACCUCUGUCUGAGUGGGUUUUCUCCAGUAGUGGAGCAGGAGCACCUGCAUCCUUCUGUAGAAGAGGGUGAGGCGGAGAGUAGGGUGUGUGAGGUGGAAAUAGGGAGUGCAGGUGAAAUGUCAACCAAAGUACCAAACAUUAAACUGAAAAUUGAUCCUCAGGAUCUGCAGAUCCAGACCUUUACAGUGGAGAAAUUACUGGAACCACUUAUAAUUCAGGUUACAACACUAGUGAAAUGUCCACAGAAUCCUUCUGGUAAGAAAAAGGGACGUUCAAAAAGAGCUCGUAUCUUGUUAGCUUCUGUGGAAGAAGCCACUCAGAAUCUAUUGGACAAAGGGGAAAAAAUUGCCAAGGAAGCAGUCGUAUUAAAGGAGGAACUUCAUGCAGCACUGGCUGAUGUUCAAAAAGAAAGUCAAGCUUUGAAGAUAUCAGCAGAGGCUUUUACCGGUGAUCCUUGCUAUUUGCCUAAGAGGCAGGCAGUUGUCCAAACAGCACGAUCCCUUCUUACAGCUGUCACACGACUUCUUAUUCUGGCAGAUAUGGUUGAUGUGGCAUACUUACUGGAACAUUUAACUGUGUUUCAAAGAACUUUUGAAACAUUAAGAAACGUAUCCAGUAAAUCUGAUCUGCAGAAUACCUACCAGAAGUUUCAAAAGGAUCUGGAAAACCUAGAUUAUUUGGCGUACAAGCGUCAGCAGGAUUUGAAAUCUAGUGAUCAGCGAGAUGAAAUUGCUGCAGCACGUGCAACCCUGAAAGAAAAUUCCUCUCUUCUCCAUUCAGUAUGUUCAGCUUGUUUGGAACAUUCAGAUGUUGCAUCCCUUACAGCCAGCAAGGAUUCAAUUUGCAGUGAAAUACAAAAUGCACUCAAUGUAAUUUCGAAUGCUUCCCAAGGAGUUGGGAAUAAAAAGGGACAACCUGCAUCUUACAGAGCUACUCUAGGAAGUGCACUUGAUGAACUUGAGCAUUUGAUUAUCCAGGAUCCUCUUGUAGUGAGUGAGGAGAAAAUAAGGCCAUCACUAGAGAAACGUUUGGAAGCUAUCAUCAGUGGAGCAGCUUUGCUAGCUGAUUCUUCCUGCACACGCGAUUUUCAUCGAGAACGCAUCAUUGCUGAGUGCAAUGCUAUCCGUCAAGCUCUCCAGGACCUGCUUUCAGAAUACAUAAAUAAUACCGACAGGAAAGAAAGAAGUGAUGCUUUGAAUACUGCAAUAGACAGUAUGUGCAAGAAAACAAGAGAUCUUCGCAGGCAGCUUCGUAAAGCCAUUAUAGAUCACAUCUCAGACUCCUUCUUAGAUACCACUGUUCCGCUUCUAGUUCUCAUUGAAGCUGCUAAAAAUGGAAGAGAAAAAGAAAUAAAAGAAUACGCUGCUAUAUUUCGAGAGCACACCGGCAGACUUGUGGAGGUUGCUAAUCUUGCUUGUUCGUUGUCAACAAAUGAAGACGGAAUGAAAAUUGUCCAAAUGGCAGCUAAUCACCUAGAGACUUUGUGCCCACAGGUUAUUAAUGCAGCUUUAGCUCUUUCUGCAAGACCAAAAAGUCAAGUUGUAAAGAACAACAUGGAGAUGUAUAGGAGCAUAUGGGAGAAUCACGUCCAUGUUCUUACUGAAGCUGUGGAUGACAUAACAAGUAUUGAUGAUUUCCUUGCUGUAUCAGAAAGCCAUAUUCUUGAGGAUGUGAACAAGUGUAUCAUUGCGCUGAGAGAGCAAAAUGCUGACAAUUUAGAUCGUGCAGCAGGUGCGAUUCGAGGGCGUGCUUCAAGAGUAGCUCAUAUUGUUUCGGGUGAGAUGGACAAUUAUGAGCCAGGGGCUUACACUGAAGGAGUGAUGAAGAAUGUUCAGUAUUUAACCAAGAGUGUGAUUCCGGAGUUCAUUAGUCAAGUAAAUAUUGCAUUGGAGAGCUUAAGCAAGAAUACAGUACAUCUGUUUGAUGAUAACCAAUUUGUGGACGUUUCUAAGAAGGUUUAUGAUACAAUUCAUACCAUCAGAUGCUCAGUCAUGAUGAUUCGGACACCUGAAGAGCUUGAAGAUGUAUCUGACCUUGAAGAUCAUGAUACACGUAGUCGCACAAGUAUUCAGACAGAAGGGAAGACUGACAGGGCCAAGAUGACUCAACUGCCAGAGGCUGAAAAGGAAAAGAUAGCUGAGCAAGUGGCUGACUUCAAAAAAGUCAAGAGUAAGCUUGAUGCAGAGAUUGAAAUAUGGGAUGAUACCAGCAAUGACAUAAUUGUUUUGGCCAAGAGAAUGUGUGUGAUUAUGAUGGAGAUGACUGACUUUACAAGGGGUAGAGGACCAUUGAAGAACACAUCUGAUGUAAUUAACGCAGCAAAAAUGAUUUCAGAGUCAGGAUCGAGGAUGGAUGUCCUAGCACGGCUGAUUGCCAAUCAGUGUCCAGACCAGUCCUGUAAACAAGAUUUGCUGGCUUACCUAGAACAGAUCAAGCUGUACUCCCACCAGCUGAAAAUCUGCAGUCAAGUUAGAGCAGAAAUCCAGAAUCUAGGCGGAGAACUCAUCGUGUCUGCUUUGGAUAGUGUCACCUCACUAAUUCAGGCUGCCAAAAAUUUAAUGAACGCUGUGGUGCAGACAGUGAAGAUGUCCUACAUUGCAUCCACAAAGAUUAUCAAGAUUCAGAGUCCUACUGGCCCACGACAUCCCGUUGUGAUGUGGAGAAUGAAAGCUCCAGAGAAGAAGCCCCUUAUUAAAAGAGAGAAGCCGGAAGAAAUCUACGCUGCUGUCAGAAAAGGUUCUGCAAAGAAGAGAAUCCAUCCUGUUCAAGUCAUGAGUGAAUUCAGAGGCAGAGAAAUAGUCUAACCUUCUGUCACUUUUUAUGUUCCUCUCUUAAUACUCUGAUGAUUUUACACUUUUCCCCCUACUUAUUUAAUAACUGUAUAUUAGCGUUUUGCUUUUCCAUCAAUUUCUAAGUUCACAUUUGCUUCAAUUGCUUGAAAAGGACAUCGUAUUAUUUAACUGCAGACAGACGAAAAGUACUCACUUUGUAGCAUCCAACUAUCAUGCCUUUGUACUGGCAGGUUUCAGCAGGGCACUUCUGAGCGAUGCGCCACAGCACUGCGUCGCAGCCGGUGAAAAGCAAAAUGCAGGGUGCCAAACUGCGCCCCAGGUCCUUCUGCAUUUGCUAGUCAGGUGUUCCUUCACCACUCAGACUCAAUUGCAUGUAAUUUAGCACAUACGGAAUUUUUAAGCACUGUGUUUGUUGGGACAGAUACUUAAUCGGGAUCAUCACACUGCGAUCGAAACAGCUGGACUGCUUAAUGCUAGCUGAGGGUCUGGGCCCUUAGCUUUAAUCUAGAUUGAAAGAUCUGAAGGUCAACCCCCUCCGAGGCCUAUCAAAAUAGGGGUGGAUACGUAAGCUUGAAAAUGUUUGAUGAAACGGUGUUAUAACAACAUGCAUCUAAGAAUGUAAUAAAAAAGCAGUGACAGCAACAUAGCAAUAAUAGCUCUUUAAAAGGCUUCAAUUAAUUAAUGGGUGUUCUGCUUUCUAGUGUAUUCACAAGCCCUUCUACAUCCCACUGAUAGACUAUUCUAAUAACAACAGAAACUUUUCUAAUCACAGCGCAAAAGAACAAAUAUGGAAUACAUCAUUAUUCUGAUAAUCGUGUGAUUUUUUAAUAGAAGCAAACUUGUCUGGCCCGCCCUGUCUCUCUUUUCCCAGACUUCACCCCUUACUCGUCUUUGCUUUGCAAGUAGAUCCUUUUUUGCUACGGCUUUUGUAUUCGCUCAGGUGAAAGGGCUCUCGCAAAUGCCAGAGCGUCAACCACUCAGGGAGUACAGCAGUACAAUUUCUAGGUUGUUGGUUGACGAACCCCAACAAAACCGGUAGUGAUCAUUCGUUAGAGAUUUGACACAUCAGGAUUCCACUUUCACCAAAAUGACAUUUUGUCAAACGGAACAAAAUUAAGGAAGGGUUUGGGAAAAAAAUAUACUUAUUUUCCCACACAGAUCUCCUCCGAUAUGGUUGCAUCAAGAUCUUAGUCACAUAUACAUGUUUUCGUCAGUCCCUUAAGAACGCGGAGUGGGAAACAGCUAACAGUUAAGUGCGGCAGGUAAAGGCGACAUAUAACCAGUUGUUCAAUCUACUUUCAGUUGGUCUGCUGACAGACUAAUAAAAGCUGAGAUAAAGAUUUUGUGCGGUAUAUUGCUCAGAAGAGAAUACAUUUUUCUUGCAUCUUAAAGCCAGUAUCUCCAAGUAUUAUGUCAGGUUCUCGCCGACUCCCUUAGACUACGUAAUCCUCCGGCAAUGCUGAGGUUCAAAAGGCAACAGUUAGUUAACAAGUUCUGUUUUGUUAUGAGUGUUACUCUUAAAGAAUCCUCACGUCUGUGGGAUACCUUUGAUAUCAGUCACCUUGACAUCUGAUGUUUGCAACCAAUGCCUUGUUUUCACAUUAUUAAUAAAAAGCAUGCACACCGCUGA
Gallus gallus (chicken) is the source of this 4608-nucleotide messenger RNA. It is a transcript of the gene CTNNA3, whose product is annotated as catenin alpha 3. Gene Ontology annotation, molecular function: actin filament binding; cadherin binding; beta-catenin binding. The transcript has 19 exons. Gene Ontology annotation, biological process: cell migration; cell-cell adhesion. The record is from RefSeq and is a predicted model, not a curated record. Lineage: Eukaryota; Metazoa; Chordata; Aves; Galliformes; Phasianidae. Gene Ontology annotation, cellular component: adherens junction; fascia adherens. Bases 303 to 2990 code for a protein of 895 amino acids.